UGCUCCACAUUCCAGCAUGGGUGAAUCAAUUAUCGCGGAGUCAAAGUGGAACGGUAUCAUAGCUAAGUUUUGCACUGGCAAGAUGGUCUAUGUGAACGUAGCCGCGGGCCUGUCACUGUUACUCCUCGUUAUUGGCCUCUCCGUAGGACUGAACGUUAGUACUUUUAAAGGAAGCGACACCCUGGACUCGGUGCCACUCAUCGACGGACACAAUGACUUACCUUUCAAUUUAUACUCUAAAUUGAACAAUAAGCUAGCCGGUUUCGAUUUAAAAAAGGAUCUCAGUAACGACAGUAUAUGGGGAAAAGUCGCUUGUAAAUCGUGUUUCACGGAUCUUCCGCGAUUAAGGAAAGGAAAAGUCGGAGCACAAUUCUGGGCAGCGUACGUUCGUUGCGACUCCCAGUACAAAGACGCGGUGCAAUUGACGUUGCGGCAAAUCGAUGUCAUCAAAAGACUGGUCGCGAGAUACCCAAAUGAUCUGGAGUUCGUCACCGAAGCUGAUAACAUCGAAACGGCUUGGAGAAAUGGAAAGAUCGCCUCCAUGAUAGGUGUUGAGGGCGGUCACUCCAUUGAUUCAAGUCUGGCGGUACUCAGACUCUAUUACGAACUUGGUGUUCGUUAUCUUACGUUGACCCAUUCUUGCAACACACCAUGGGCUGAUGCAUCGCCGAUAAAUGAAAAUUCUGUCCACAACCUUACAGAUUUUGGGGUAGUAGUUGUCCAUGAGAUGAAUCGACUCGGAAUGUUGGUCGAUCUGGCACACGUGUCCCAUAACGUCAUGAGAAAAGUACUUGCAGUAACGAAGGCUCCAAUUAUAUUUUCUCAUUCGUCGGCUUUCAGCAUUUGCAAUAACUAUCGCAAUGUUCCUGAUGACGUGCUUCAUUCAGUCAAAGAAAACAACGGAAUCGUGAUGGUGAACUUUUACUCGCACUUCGUGAAUUGCAACUCGUCGAGGAACGCAACGAUACAAGACGUCAUUGAUCACAUUAACUACAUUCGCAAUCUUAUCGGACCAGAUCACGUUGGUAUUGGCGCCGACUAUGAUGGCAUAAGUCAAGUGCCUGAAGGUUUAGAAGACGUUUCUAAAUACCCAGAUCUAUUCGAUCGUCUGUACGAAAGUAACGUGGAACCUGGAUGGACCAGGGAGGACCUUGAGAAACUCGCUGGAAGGAACUUAAUUCGUGUAUUUAAAGCUGUGGAAGCGGUACGAGAUUCAUUGGCAACAGAAUUACCAAGAGAGGACGUGAUAAGUGGUUUGGAUUUAUACAACGCAGAAGUAAGUGCGGGAAUGAAACCAGGCUCGUGUCAGACUGCAAAAGAGUGA
Messenger RNA from Dufourea novaeangliae, 1324 nucleotides. Its product is annotated as dipeptidase 1-like. The transcript is spliced from 10 exons. Gene Ontology annotation, molecular function: metallodipeptidase activity. The record is from RefSeq and is a predicted model, not a curated record. NCBI's taxonomy places the organism in Eukaryota, Metazoa, Arthropoda, Insecta, Hymenoptera, Halictidae. Bases 17 to 1324 code for a protein of 435 amino acids. Gene Ontology annotation, biological process: proteolysis.